Molecule: messenger RNA, 2322 nt
Organism: Oldenlandia corymbosa var. corymbosa
Lineage: Eukaryota; Viridiplantae; Streptophyta; Magnoliopsida; Gentianales; Rubiaceae
Source: the annotation of a GenBank genome assembly
AUGGGAUAUGAACCAGCCUAGGAUCUAGGUGGACUUGUGGUGAUAAAUUUGGGUGCAAUUCUUGUAUGGAUUUUGUCACCUUUUGUUACUUUGUACACUAUUAAUUUUGUCACUACCAAAAAAGACAUGAAGUGAAGAUAUGAGUACUUCGGCUCAAGAUUAUAAAAGACGGAGCAGGUAUCCACCAUAAGGACAACCAUACCCCACCGGAGCCAAUAAAUGUCGCCGGUACACCUUCGGCAGUAACUUUGCGGCGCGACUAACCAUUUUUCGCGCGUCCCUAACAUCGGUAAAUACUACAACAGCUUGCGAAGGAGCCGAAGAUUAAUCCGCUUCUCAAUCCCACUUCCAACCUUAAAAUUUUCAACUGACCAAUUGCUACUACUUAAUUAAAGAAAAACCCCAACUUCUUUUCUCCGUUCUCAUUAGGAGGAGCUCAAGAAAGUGGGAUUCUCUGGUGACCCAACAAAAUGGCGGAUGAAAGCUCUGUUCCUCACAGAAGAGACCCCAUCAAGUCCUCAGUUGGGAACGUGGCGGCACAGAGGAGGAGGCAACAUGCUAUCGCCGUGGCGAAAGAAAGAAGGGAAGCAGUGAUGCGGACGAAGCGUCUCUGUAGAGUUGGAGUAGUUGGGGAGGGUGAUGAUCCCAUUAUCGAGGAUGAUAUGAUGACUGACGAACAGCUUAACAUUUUAGAAGAUCAGGCUUCUUCUGCUGUUGAAGAAUUGAAGCUUGCAGUGUCGUAUCAGGGGAAAGGAGCAUUGCAGAGAAGGGUGGCGGCUCUUCGUGAAGUAAGACGGUUCUUGUCUAGACCUGAAUUCCCUCCCAUUGAAGCGGCUAUCAAAGCUGGGGCAAUACCCCUUCUUGUUCAGUGUCUUUCAUUUGGUUCUCCUGAAGAGCAGUUGCUUGAGGCAGCUUGGUGCAUGACAAAUAUAGCAACUGGAAAUUCUGAAGAAACAAAGGCAUUGUUGCCUGCAUUGCCAUUGCUUAUUGCUCAUCUUGGAGAGAAGAGUUCCUCACAUGUCGCUGAGCAAUGUGCUUGGGCCAUUGGAAAUGUUGCCGGUGAAGGAGAGGAACUGAGAAGCAUUCUUUUGUCACAAGGAGCCCUUUCACCCCUUGCAAGAAUGAUGUUGCCAAACAAGGGGUCAACUGUGAGAACAGCUGCAUGGGCAUUGUCAAACCUAAUAAAGGGACCAGAUCCUAAAGCUGCCACUGACUUGAUAAGAAUUGAUGGCGUACUAGAUGCAAUUCUUCGACACUUAGUGAAAGGGGACGAUGAAUUGGCAACAGAAGUUGCUUGGGUUGUUGUUUACCUCUCCGCACUUUCUAAUAUGGCUACCAGCAUCCUGGUGAAGAGUGACCUGCUCCAAAUAUUAUUUGAAAGAUUGGGUACAUCGAAUAGUUUGCAACUCCUUAUCCCGGUGCUACGGGGUAUAGGUAAUCUUGUGGCUGGUGAUGACCACGCUGCAAGUACUCUGCUUGCUUCCAGACAAAAGAUCACAGACACUGUGAUACCAGCUCUAGUCAAAUGCUUGAGAGGUGAACAUCGAGUCCUAAAGAAGGAAGCUGCUUGGGUACUAUCCAAUAUAGCUGCUGGCUCUGUCGAGCACAAGCAAUUGGUGUAUUAUAGUGAAGCAGUGCCUGUUCUGUUACGCCUUCUUUCAACUGCACCUUUUGAUAUAAGAAAAGAAGUGGCAUAUGUACUUGGAAAUUUAUGUGUUUCAUCCGAUGGUUCUGGGAGGCCACAAUUGAUUGUUGAUCACUUGGUUUCCCUUGUUGGCAAAGGAUGCCUUCCUGGUUUCAUUGAUCUCGUGAGAUCUGCUGAUAUUGAAGCAGCAAGAUUGGGGCUUCAAUUUAUUGAAAUGGUCCUUAGAGGGAUACCCAAUGGUGUAGGCAUCAAACUAGUCGAGAAAGAAGAUGGUAUUGAUGCAAUGGAAAGAUUUCAGUUUCACGAAAAUGAAGAGCUGCGAUGCAUGGCUACUGAGUUAGUUGAUAAGUACUUCGGUGAGAACUACGGUGUGGAUGAUUAGUUUGCAACCUCCUCCAGCUGAACAUUGUGUACAAGAUUAAGAUUACUGUGGUAAUUAAAUACAGCAGUCACUUGCUGUGAAAUGUACUUAGGUGGUACUGAUUGUGUAGCUAAAAAGCUGCUGUAACUUGUAAGCUUACAGUUAUUUCCUCCUGCUUGGUUAUGAAAGGUUAUUGACUGUCCGUUGAGAAAGUUCUCACUAAAGAUAGUUUUCUCGCUUUUACAUACUUCACCUCUGGAAAAAUGAUGCAGUAACAUUUGACCUGUUUUACACACUCAUUGAAAUGAAACGGUUA